AUGAAAUCUGUUGUUGCUCUUAUCCUGCUCUUUUCACUUGCCCUGUACACAAGCAACACUAAUGCAAGAAAAGACCCUGGAGAAUACUGGAGAGCUGUGAUGAAAGAUGAGCCAAUGCCUGAAGCAAUCAAACAUCUUAUGCCUCGGCAUUCAGUUCUUCUCUCCAAAGAGAAAACUGAUUAUUGCACAUCACCUUCUGUUGGAGGUGAAGCCUUUGAAUCAAGGCCUAAUAUAUCUGUCUACCAAGACGAAGCCAAGCUGAAAGAAGCUGAGAAAUCAUUAUUUACGAAAGAUUUCGGGCCAAUGCCUAAUGUAACUGGUUAUCAUGAUGAUGACGCUGGUCUUAAACAAGAAAAGUCCUUUGCCGAAGAUUUUGAGCCUAGGCCAAAUAUUUUUAUGUACCAUGAUUGA
Nicotiana attenuata is the source of this 411-nucleotide messenger RNA. Its product is annotated as organ-specific protein S2-like. The coding region runs from base 1 to 411 and encodes 136 amino acids. NCBI's taxonomy places the organism in Eukaryota, Viridiplantae, Streptophyta, Magnoliopsida, Solanales, Solanaceae. The transcript is spliced from 2 exons. The record is from RefSeq and is a predicted model, not a curated record.